This is a messenger RNA of Rotaria sordida, 294 nucleotides long. Lineage: Eukaryota; Metazoa; Rotifera; Eurotatoria; Philodinida; Philodinidae. The record is from the annotation of a GenBank genome assembly.
AUGAAUCAAGCAUUUGCUCAUAUUAAUCAAGAACUUAAAGAUACAUUUACAUUACAAAAUACAACAGACAAUCAUUCUAGUGGAACAACAGAGCUUGAACGAAAAAAUAGUUUAGUAAACGUAAAAAAACCAAUGAAAUUUGAAAGACAAUUAAAAAGACAACGAAAAAUUGAAGAACAUAAAGAAGAAGAACGAAAAAAAUUAUAUGAACAACGAGAAACAGCAAGAAAAGAAAUGAAACAAAAAAGUUGUCUUGAAUGGGAACGACAAUGUAUGCAGGAAUCAAUAACAUAA